This is a messenger RNA of Rotaria sp. Silwood2, 561 nucleotides long. The record is from the annotation of a GenBank genome assembly. NCBI's taxonomy places the organism in Eukaryota, Metazoa, Rotifera, Eurotatoria, Philodinida, Philodinidae.
AUGUUUAUUUAUACUUCGCAUUUUUGUUUCAUCCCAGCACCACCACUACGUGCACCUUCAGUCGAUAUUCAUCCGAAUGUAACAUGGUCCAAGAAUGGUGUCACCGUUGCUGGAGGAAAUGGAAGAGGCAAUGAAAGCAAUCAGCUCGGAGGGCCACGUGGUUUGUAUGUCGAUGAUGAUCAGACGGUGUAUGUCGCUGCGUUUUUUAAUAAUCGUAUCGUUGAAUGGAAACGUGGUGCGACGAGGGGCAAGAAUAGUAAAAUGAUGAAAAUGUAUUUGUAUUUGACAUCAUUUAUCUUGUGGUAUUAUACAGGUGAUUGUACGCAACCCUAUCUUCCACCUCAAAUUGUAUUUUCUCCUAAUAAUGGUUUAACCACAAUUGCAAUUGAUGAAAUAAAUCAACGAGCUUAUCAAAAAGUCACUUUAAGUUCUUAUGCAAGUGACAUCGCAGUUGUUAUGAAGCACUUUCCAUACGCAAUUCCUGAUUCUCCUCAAUCAAAAUAUUAUGUUCAAUUAUUAGCAAAUUUUCCACCUCUCAGUUGCUUGUAUGGAACAUAUUGA